Molecule: messenger RNA, 615 nt
Organism: Cladophialophora psammophila CBS 110553
Lineage: Eukaryota; Fungi; Ascomycota; Eurotiomycetes; Chaetothyriales; Herpotrichiellaceae
Exons: 2
Coding region: 1-615 (204 amino acids)
Source: RefSeq, a predicted model, not a curated record
AUGAACCCAAGCAUCGAUCAAGAGCGCAAGGAUCUCCACGAGGAAAUGGCUCGGAUGUACAAGUUCUACGAGGGAACCACUGACAAUGACGACCUCUUCAUCAGACUUUUGGCAGCUCACAACAAACAGUUGAACCUCCUUCUCACGGGGGCACGCCGCCGCGUGCAGGCGCAGUUCCAAGGCAUGAGUAUCGAAGAGGCCAUGCACUGCGAGUUGUCACGCUCGGUCGGCACCGCGCAGGGCAUGAUCCAUGUGAUGGUGUGGUUCGCCACGGCGGCCAACGACGAGGAGCAUCAGCUCCGCAGGCUGUACGUCUGGGCGUACCUGAGACGCUACAAACUGGUGCCCCAGGGCCUCGGGGUGCUCUCCAACUUUUCGUUGCGCCUCUCGCAUCAACCUCUGGAGGAGAGUCAGCGACAGUGGGACGAGGCUGUCGAGUUUUACACCUGGUGCGAAGACGAGGCUACCAGGUAUCGAGCCAAAGAGGAAGCCGAGGCUCUGCCAGGGGAGCAGCGGGAGAAGAAGCGUUUUGUUGGCCGCAUGCGCGAACUCCAUCUGAUCAAGCCCAAGCUCUCCAAGCUGUUCAAGCAUCAAGAGCAGCAGCAAGCGCACUAG